This is a messenger RNA of Chaetomium strumarium, 2713 nucleotides long. Its product is annotated as ERCC4 domain-containing protein. The transcript has a single exon. Gene Ontology annotation, molecular function: crossover junction DNA endonuclease activity; DNA binding. Gene Ontology annotation, biological process: mitotic intra-S DNA damage checkpoint signaling; resolution of meiotic recombination intermediates; double-strand break repair. The coding region runs from base 272 to 2494 and encodes 740 amino acids. NCBI's taxonomy places the organism in Eukaryota, Fungi, Ascomycota, Sordariomycetes, Sordariales, Chaetomiaceae. Gene Ontology annotation, cellular component: Holliday junction resolvase complex; nucleus. The record is from RefSeq and is a predicted model, not a curated record.
UUCCAUCACGUGACAGUGCGUUCGUCUCGCGCCUGCCUUCGCGUUCGGGGCCUCGCACAGUACACUGCCGUACUUACGUUAUGGAUACUAGUACACUGGACUGGUUUUCGUGGUAAUGUGAACGUCAAGAUGAUCAUACAGACCAGAUGACUUGACGACAGCACUAAGCAAAAAACAACGGGGAGAGACCCAAUGCGAUUUCGCCAAGAUUACCUUACUUUCCACUGUUUCCAGACUCCCUGAAAUAUUCACGACUUGGGCCCAGUGAACAAUGCCCGUGGAAGUCAUUGAGCUCCUUUCGAGCUCUCCGCCGCCAGAAACAGCGAGGCAAUCAUCGUUGCCACGUGCAACGACUCCUGAAGCCGCGCAACUGGAUUCUGACGAUCUCUUUCCGCCUGUGACAUCGCCUCCCCGCAACAGCAUCCCGGACAAGUCAGGGUCGUACUCGAAGCCAGCCACCUCCAAUAAAGCGGACGAUAUUUGGCUCGUUUCGGACGAUGAGCUCGGCCCUCCCAGCCUUGCAGCAGGCGCGGGCCCAGCAGGAGGCCCAGUAACUGAGGGGUCUAUUGAAUCUAUUCCUAAAAGACGCCGACUGGACUCAUUCGGCAGAAGCAGCGCUAUUUCAGGCAGCCUGCCAGCAAAAUCUGGCCCUGGCAUUGGGAGACAACCUGUGCAAGUAUAUGGACAUAGCCGCGCAAACACGACCUCUGGCCGGCUUCCACACAGUGGCCCUUCCCGAGCGGAUGCCGCACCUACCAAGACCCAGGGAGACCAGUUCGACCAUGAUCCCUUGGCCAGUUCGCCGCCACCCGUUACUGUAAUAGAUCUAUCAGUGGUCGAGAGCCAACUUCCCGGCCUGUCGCCAGGACUGGAAGAUGAUCCUUUUGCCAGCUCUUCCCCUCUGCACAGGGAGGCCAGCAAGCCCGCGAAGACCAGCGCUGCGCAUGUCAUCGAAGACAUAGACCCCUUUGUCUCCAGCUCCCCCCAACCCCGGGGGUGUUCCGCGGUGACAGCUCAGUCGGGCGCGCCGUGGGAUCCCAUAUCGAGCUCUGCUCCCCUUCCUGCGACGGGCGACCAGAAGCCGUCGUACCCAUCAAGGACUCUUAGGAAAACCCAGUCAGAAGUCAUCGCUCUGGAUGACUCUGAGGAUGACUGCAUUUUCCAGCCGGACUCUGACGACGAUUUUCCUGGCAUCAAUGAAUUGGCCACAUCAAAAGAGAGAUUCAAGUCUCUAGCAGGAGUGCGCCUGCCGCUUAGGUCACCGAAGCAGUCCAGAAAAGCAAAGCCGCCGACAGCGAAAAGGCCAGACACAGCUGAGGCGAAGACGAUGGCGUUGGAACGCGCGAAGGAGAAGGAGGAAAAGGCCGCUGCUCGAGAAGCGGAGAAGGAGCGCAAGAGGUUAGAAAAAGAACGUGCGAAGGAAGAGAAGGCCCAGGAAAAGGCGAGAUCAGCUGCCCUGGCGGAGGUCAACAAGAUCCGGACAGACAAAAAGGUGUCGACACCAGAAAUGAUCGUUGACCUCCCGGCUACCCUUGACGACACUACCAAGCUCCAGGCCGAGACCCUCCUCCGCGAUAUUGAAGUCCACUCCACCUCUUGGACAAGCCCGGUGGAUAAGGUCGUCAAAUGGCGCCGAAAGGUCCGCUCCCGGUACAACGACGAGCUGGGCCACUGGGAGCCGGUCCCGGAGCGGAUUGAGCGCGAGAACUACGCCAUGGUCGUCAUACCGGCAUCCCAGUUUGUCGACCUGGUCCUCGGCGAAGAAAACGCCAGUCUCGGAUCGCACGUCCUCCGCAUGAAGCGCCACUUCCCCAAUGACACCAUCAUCUACCUUAUCGAAGGCCUUACCAUCUGGCUCCGCAAGAACCGCAACCUCCGCAAGAACCGCAACCUCCGCAACCGUCAAUUUGUCUCCGCUGUCCGCAACGGCCUCGAUCCAGCAGCCGAGGAAGCCCCCCGAGGCUCCCAAGGCUGCAGCAACCCCCGCCGCCGCAAACCCAACUCCUCCUCCAACCCGCAAACGUACAUAGACGAAGAGACCAUCGAAGAUGCCCUCCUGCAACUGCAAGUCUUGCACGGCGUGCUCAUCCACCACACCUCCAUCCCCGUCGAGACGGCUCGUUGGAUUGCCGUGUUCACGCAGCACAUCAGCACGGUGCCGUACCGGCGGCAGCGCGACGCGGCCAACGACGCCGGCUUCUGCAUGGAGUCAGGCCAGGUGCGCACCGGGGACGGGCCGCGCGACACGUACGUGCGCAUGCUGCAGGAGAUUGGGCGCGUCACGGCGCCCAUCGCGUACGGCAUCGCGGCCGAAUUUGGGACGGUGGCCGGCUUAGUCAAGGGUCUGGAGGCUGGCGGGCCGCUGACGCUGGAGAGGGUGCGCAAGAGCGUCAACAAAGAGGGCGAGGUAAGCGAUCGGGUCGUUGGGCAGGCUGUCAGUAAGAGGGUGUAUAAGAUCUUCACGGGGAGGGAUGAGACAAGCACGGAUAUCUAGGUAGGUAGGUAGGUUGGUAGGCAUAUUUACGGGGUAGGGGACAGGGUCAACUCUGGCGCUGAUAGAAGCUUACACCUGAUCGAAGGUUUCAGAUGUAAUGUACAACAACUGUCUCUCAAAUGAUUACAGGGGAUUUAGAUGUCUAAUAUUAGCAGCCCCAAUUUAUCCGCGGCUUUCGUUGCGAGAUGAUGAAUAUAGCUUCCUAGGCAUCGCGGGGUC